Molecule: messenger RNA, 2452 nt
Organism: Salarias fasciatus (jewelled blenny)
Lineage: Eukaryota; Metazoa; Chordata; Actinopteri; Blenniiformes; Blenniidae
Product: ras-related protein Rab-11B-like
Exons: 5
Coding region: 102-758 (218 amino acids)
Molecular function (GO): GTPase activity; GTP binding
Source: RefSeq, a predicted model, not a curated record
UGUGGCCUGGCUGGAAGGCGGUGUCUGGAGAGCUGCCGGUGGACGGGCUGCUUGUUUUUGUUUUCAGGGAAGCCACAAAGUGUAAAAAACUCUCUGCUACGAUGGGGAAUCGAGACGACGAAUACGACUACUUGUUUAAAGUCGUUCUUAUCGGAGACUCUGGAGUGGGGAAGAGUAACCUGCUGUCCCGUUUCACAAGAAAUGAGUUCAACCUGGAGAGCAAGAGCACUAUUGGCGUGGAGUUUGCCACCCGCAGCAUCCAGGUGGAUGGCAAGACGAUAAAGGCUCAGAUCUGGGACACAGCUGGACAGGAGCGCUACAGAGCCAUCACCUCUGCGUAUUAUCGGGGUGCGGUUGGGGCUCUCCUAGUUUACGACAUUGCCAAGCACCUGACGUACGAGAACGUGGAGCGCUGGCUGAAAGAGCUGAGAGACCACGCCGACAACAACAUCGUCAUCAUGCUGGUGGGAAACAAGAGCGACCUCCGCCACCUCAGAGCCGUGCCCACCGACGAGGCUCGAGCGUUCGCAGAAAAAAACACUCUUUCAUUUAUUGAAACUUCGGCCUUGGACUCCACGAAUGUAGAAGAAGCAUUCAAGAAUAUUCUCACAGAAAUCUACCGCAUCGUAUCUCAGAAACAAAUAUCGGACAGAUCCGGGCACGAUGAUUCUCCAGGCAACAACGUGGUGGACAUCAGCGUCCCUCCUACCAUGGACGGGCAGAAGGGCAACAAACUUCCAUGCUGCCAAAGCCUGUGAAGCUGCUAUGUGGUUUUUCUGCGUGACUUCUUGUCAGUCUUCCUUCUUCUUACCUCUACUUUACUUCUACUGUCAGCACGCCCUUGUCAGUUCAGGAGUCCUUGACAACAAGACUCUUAAAUGACAUUCCUCUCCGCUGUUUUUUUCUCCUCUGAUUUCAGGCAAACUUGUCUAAGAUACAUUACAGCCUCGUGGCAGCUAGGAGACAAGAGAGUGAAGCUGUUCAGAGGCCAGUCUUAAAACUGUAGUGAACCACCAUCUCUUUCAUUCACUAGAUGAUGAUCCCAUUGACCCAUUCCUGGUGAGGGAUCACUCAGCCUGCCUAUCACCACUCCAAGUUUUCUCUGCUCAGCUCUUUUUCCCCUCAGCCUCUGUGGAGACUAACGAUUCACCACAUUAGAGUCUCAGUUUCAUGCGUGUUUGACCGGAUUCUGCCUGUCUCUUGCAAUAUGGCCGUCGAAAAGGAGAUGAGUGGAAGCUCCAUUUGGAGUACUGAUGUGUGGACUGUCAGGAGUCUCUGGCUCCCUCUUUCAUUUUAAUUUGUGUUUUUUCUCUCUCUUUGAGCCCUGUGUCCACUGUGGCAUGAAAUUAGCAGGAGCCAGGCACCACACUGGUUGUGAUUGACUGUUUCAGUAUGGGCAAAUGUGAAGCUAAAUGAUGCAUUUUUAUUUGUGUGUGCGUGUGUGAAUCGUAGUGCACAGACAUACCAAAGGAAACAAAUGCAAUCAAAAUCUGUUUGAGGAUUUCUGCUCAAGAUUGCAGGUGAUUGCUCUCAAAGGCAAACCAGUCCAGGCUUAUUAGCGAGAAGUGUGUAGUGCUCUAGAGGGGAGAUGUUUCAAAUUGUUCUUGUGUGAGUUUAAUUCUUGUGAAAUCAGCCUUUUGUUCUUCUCUUGAUGUGUCUCAGGUCACAAUUCAAGCUGUUUCAGAAAGACCACGUUUGCACUAAUGUCCAAUGAUUUCAAUAGAAUGUAUCACUUUCAAAUUUAUAAACAACACAUCUUUUCCAUACAACACAGUGUUGAUAAAAACAUGAACAGCAGCUUUUCUCGUCCUGGGCUGAUGCACUUCCUGCUGGUGUGGGAAGGAGGUAUCUGGUGAAGAGGAGCCAGGACAUUUCUUUCUGUAUCUGAGAACAUCUGAAUUCACUCCAGAAACUUUUAUGGUUAUUCACUGAGAAAAUGGACCAGAAAAUCAAAGUGUUUAUGUAUGAAAUGCCUUCUCUCGCCCAUCUGGUAGAAACGCUUUCAUGAAUGAUUUAUUCUGCUACGUUACCUCUUUUGUGAUAUUUCAAAAUUCUCGGAAAUGUGUGUGUUAAGUCAGCAAAUACAAACUUGUUUGGCUACUUUUGCAUUACAGAGUAAAUGUCAAAGUAUCAAUAAAACAUGGCGGUAACAGCAGACGGAGUGAUUAUUGGAUGCAUCUUUACUGAACUCACUGCCCACUUUAUUCUCAAUGUAUCACUGCUGUGGUGGUAGGAGUAUUACUGCCACCUCCUGGACAAGCUUCAAACUGGAAAUUGUAAAUAAUCCAAACUUUACAUUGAUGUUCAGAAUGCUUAUUUGUUGAAACAGCUGUGUAAAUACGCGGAGUAUUGGUUUUCUGUUAAGUGUUAAUGUUUAACACUUUUUCAGACUUGGUAGUGCUUUGAUGCAACUCGAAUCAAAGUCGUCUGCUUCCCCAGGUUCCCUGAAACA